Messenger RNA from Xenia sp. Carnegie-2017, 2525 nucleotides. RefSeq lists its product as uncharacterized. Bases 694 to 2520 code for a protein of 608 amino acids. The transcript is spliced from 7 exons. Gene Ontology annotation, biological process: lipid metabolic process; defense response. NCBI's taxonomy places the organism in Eukaryota, Metazoa, Cnidaria, Anthozoa, Malacalcyonacea, Xeniidae. The record is from RefSeq and is a predicted model, not a curated record.
UAUAAUGGACAGUCAAAUUAUAGCAAAAACUGACAAGACUAUGUUGUGAUUUCGGAAGUUUUGUAGGCACGCUUUAAACUGUUUUGUAAAUUUGGUUUGACAUCACUUUUGAAACAUGCUAGUUGCUACUGCACCUUGAAAAGAAUGUUUCAGUCAUAUGAUCGACAGAUCGAGGUCGAUACAUGUCAUCGAAGAUUUGGAAUACGUUAGCGCAUGGGAAUGAAUUUUUCAGUUUGCUACGCAGUACUUCUUGGAAAAGAUUCAAAAGAACGUGCUGUGCUUAUGGUUACGUGUACUGUGUUUUAAUUGACUAGAAUCUGUUGUAUAUUGCUCGUUGAUUGCGAAUAGCAAAUCGUAGAAGAUACUUCGCAACAAAAGAAAAAGACUGAAGGAAGGUCUUUUAAUAUUGUUUGAGUGUGGCUGGAUAAUUGGAUUCUUUAACGGCAACAAUGGAUCAAGAUAGUGAUUGUGACUUGGAUUCUAGCUCUGAUCUAACAGAGAUAAGUCCAGCUGUUUUGGAGAUAUUCGACAAUAUCUUCAACGAAGCAAUGACAAAGCUUGAAAAGCCAUUGGAAAAAAUCAAAGAAAACGAAUUUGGGCUGAUUUGGCGUGAAGAAUUCGAGCUUCAUGAAAAGGUCAUGAAUUUAGCGGUGUCCUUCAAGCAAAAUAUAAGAGAUUCUCUCGCAUCCAAUCAUGCCGAAGCCGCAACGCAUGUUGAAGGGAGUAUCUGCGACAUGUUUCUUGAGUAUUUAUUCAAUAAGCUUGACGAAUCUCUUCUUGGCGAAGAAUUAUUCAAGUUUUCUAGCAACGAAAUCAAGGAUGAGCUCAAUAAAAAGAUUUUUAGCUUUGAAGAAGACACUUGAGAAAACAUGCAAAGAAGAAUCAAAACCUCAAUCUGACCUUGAAGUCAUGAUUUCUGAAACAGACCUGUUUGAUGCUAUCCACAUUCAUCAUACCCUACUAUGUUGCCAACUUGCGUACAAUUGCAAAGACCCCGAAUAUAGAAUGAACGACCUUGAAGAGUUGGACAAGGAACAUUUACUUAGCAAUGUUUAUGUUUCUUAUGAAAACGAGGAUGUUCCUAAAUAUGUGAUGGCGGAGUGUGGUGAUGUUAUCUAUGUCAGCUUCAAGGGACUACGGUCGUAUAGACCAACUGAUGUGAAAAAAGAAGCUGAGAAAAUCCCUUUGAAGUAUUUCGUCAGAGCAUUUUUUCAAAAGAAACGGAUCAUUUUUUCAGGACAUUCCAGUGGUGGAGCAAUUGCAUCUUUAGUAUUGAUCUUUCUACUCGAGGAAUUCAAACAACAAGAUGAAUCAUAUUUAAAAUCUCGUUUUAAAUGUCUCACGUUUGGCUUAUUACCUGUGGGUGACAGUAAUUUAACACAAUAUGUGGAGUCAAUACCCGGAGCAAAGGAUUGUUUCUCUAACAUUGUCCAAGCUGAUGAUGUUAUUCCAAAACUAUUUGGCACUUUUAAUGGUACUCAACUUGAGAAUCUGUUAUGGGAUUUUGUUGAGAGUGUCAUCCAAGAGUCUAUUGAUACACUUGAUGACCCUUUUUCCGAUGUUAAAAAGUUUUUUAAAAUGAUUGUUGAGAAAGCAAAGCGUGCAAGUCCUGUUCUGAGAAAUUUAACUGGCUUCGAUCGCUUGAGUAUUUUUGGAAUUUAUUAUAUCCUUCAAAAAAAGUCCAAUGGAUCAAAGUUUGAGGUUUUGACUGCAUCAAAGGCUAAAGAUCACUUAACCAUCUGCAAUUACGAUAGCAUUCUGAGCAUAUAUCGGCAAUAUGUUAUUAACCAUAGCCUUAAAAGGUACGUGCACGAAGUUGAACUGGCUUUUGUCAGAGGUCAGCUUCCUGACCUAGCCUGUUACAAACGGACAAGCAACAAUACUAUCGACGCCAAUGAAAUCAUUCCUAAAAUAUCUGGUGUUCAUUUCGAAAAUAUCGGUGAAGAGGUUAUCAUUAAGGUAUCUGGUAACGACAUGUGGUUCGUACACCAGAUGUCUGUCACAAAAGUUGAUUUUGAUGGUGAAAAUUUGCCUGUGGACUUCGUUAGAUCAUCUGGUUCUCAAGUUCAAACAAGAAUAAAGAAAAAGACCAUCAUCUACGAUGAAAACGUAUGUGUUCGGAUGAAGACACAUUUCGAAAACUCCAAGUAUCUCGAGUCAUUUACUGUUCCUGCAAAGACAACGACCUAUUCUAUAACUCGAAGACAACAACAACUUGCUAAACUUUGUCCUUCCGAAGUCAUUGAAUUGGCGUAUAUAAGUGCUCUGCUGGAAAAAACGCACAAAGCUAAUUGCUCUAUUAAAAUGAAAUCCAUCCAAGGCUUUUUGAAAAAUGCUGUGUCUGUGGUGCCAAUUGAAAGUCUUUUUUAUACUAUUGUUGAGAGUGAACUAAAUGUAAUGCUGAAUUGCUGCCAAAUACUGUCUGAUUGCAAAAGUAUUCCAAUGGCAGUUGCAGACUCCGAAUUUUCAGAAAAUGCUAUAAAAAUGCAUUGUUUUAUUUGCGUUCUAAUCAGUCUAUGAUGAAG